This is a messenger RNA of Oncorhynchus keta (chum salmon), 1958 nucleotides long. Its product is annotated as histone H2A.V. The coding region runs from base 165 to 551 and encodes 128 amino acids. The record is from RefSeq and is a predicted model, not a curated record. Gene Ontology annotation, cellular component: nucleosome. NCBI's taxonomy places the organism in Eukaryota, Metazoa, Chordata, Actinopteri, Salmoniformes, Salmonidae. The transcript is spliced from 5 exons. Gene Ontology annotation, molecular function: structural constituent of chromatin; DNA binding; protein heterodimerization activity.
GAUUGGUCAGAAAAAAAUAUUAAAAUAAACAACAGGAAUUCCCGUUGGUCAACAUCCAUUCGCAAGGAGUCCCGGGUAUAGUAUUGUUAAGGGCUCUAUUUUUUUCUCUCGGUCUUGAACCGAAAUUGUUUCCGAUCUCCUCAGUUCCACAACCAAAUAACGAAAUGGCUGGUGGUAAGGCAGGGAAAGACAGUGGCAAAGCUAAGGCGAAAGCGGUGUCGCGCUCCCAGAGAGCUGGACUGCAGUUCCCAGUGGGUCGUAUCCACAGGCACUUGAAGACUCGUACUACCAGCCAUGGCCGUGUAGGAGCCACAGCGGCCGUGUACAGUGCUGCCAUCCUCGAAUACCUCACGGCUGAGGUGCUGGAGUUGGCGGGCAAUGCUUCCAAAGAUCUGAAGGUGAAGCGCAUCACUCCUCGCCACUUGCAGCUCGCGAUCCGUGGAGACGAGGAGUUGGACUCCCUCAUCAAGGCCACCAUUGCUGGAGGAGGUGUGAUCCCUCACAUCCAUAAGUCCUUGAUCGGGAAGAAGGGCCAGCAGAAGACUGCAUAGACAGACCAUCUUGUUGACUGUGAAGGCUUGUAAUUCUGACUGGACUGUGUUCGGAGACACUUGUAUUCAGACUGACUUGACUGACCAGAACUUCACAUUUGAUAUUUUAUUAAUAUUAUAGCUAACGAUGAGUGAUUAAAUUUUUUUUUUUUUUUUCUCCAUUGUAAUAUUUCCCAUAAUGAGAACUCUUAAGACAAACACAUUUGUAUUAGGGCUGGGCGAUUAUGGUCUAACAAUCUGUUAUGUUAAAAAAAAAAAUGUGACUUAUGGGCGGUUCCUAAAUGUAAUUUAAAAGUUAUUGUACAAUUAAGUCAUACGCUGCAUUUAAAAAAAGUCGAGCAACAAUCUAAUCCAUGGCUUGUGAAAUUAUACCUAGGCUAAAUAUAAGCCUUCCACAACACACUAAUUAUUUUAACAUGCUUUUUGCCAUCACUGAUCAAGUUUAUGGAAAUUCCCUUUCCUUACAAAUUUAACCAGAAGCAUACAUGAUAUACAUUCACUAAUAAUUAACUUAUUGUAGCAGGCAUUGAAAAUUAACACCAGUUACAAGCCCACGUGCUAGUAGGUAGCCAGCUAAUCUUUAUAUUUCAGGUUUUGCCAUCUUGGAUCUAUUUGCUAGCUAACAAGGCAGAACAGUGGAGUUAUGAACACACCCUUCUGUCUCAACUGUUGAAAUGGCAUGCUAUCCUGUACUUUGUUAAGAUUGAAAUUUAGUGGCCUACUUAAUCAGAAAGAGACAUUGCCAAUCAUUAUUUUAUCCUUAUUGCAGAUUUAAGACUAGACCACUACUAUACGUCUUUGCUAAAAUGCUGCUCGCUGUACUUGGUAGUGCAAUGCUGCAUGUGACCAACUGAGCAUACAUUUUUGUUAGUGUUUGCAAUUUCAGUAGUUCAGACAAAGGUUAUUGUUAACUUCUCUAAAUUGUCCAUAUGAUUUAUUUUUUUGAUGGACCAAACCUUAAUUGUAAAUAGUGACUUGCUGUCAGAUCUGUCCAAAAUGAGCCCAAUGGUUUGAGUUUAGCUUGGAUUUAAACUUGUCACAUGCCUUCCCGCCUUUGGGACAUCUCCCAUUUUUAGGGGGGAGACGUUCAUCUAGUCAUUUAUUUACAGUUCUCUGGUGUUAGUGGGAAGGAGCGACUAAGUCGAGACCAAAAAGACGUGAGAACAAACAGACCAUAACACUCAUAAUGAGAAAUACAAACAUUGAUUCUUGCGAUAUAGGCAUUUGGAAUAUCGCUCAAAUUAAUUAGAUCGCUCAGCCCUAAUUUGUCUGCCAUUUUAGAUUGUUGGGCAGGACAGAGGAAAUAAUCAUACCUUUGUCAGAUUGUGACAGUUGAAUUCGAUUUGGCAGGGCUUCAUAAAUGUUUUAUACUGAAAUGGAAUUAAAACUCAUUUUUAUAAAAACGAA